This is a messenger RNA of Arabidopsis thaliana (thale cress), 1445 nucleotides long. RefSeq names its product trichome birefringence-like protein (DUF828) (gene TBL31). Gene Ontology annotation, molecular function: transferase activity; O-acetyltransferase activity. Lineage: Eukaryota; Viridiplantae; Streptophyta; Magnoliopsida; Brassicales; Brassicaceae. The record is from RefSeq and is marked reviewed. The coding region runs from base 92 to 1333 and encodes 413 amino acids. The transcript has 5 exons. Gene Ontology annotation, cellular component: membrane.
ACGCUUCUCUCAAACAUCCAACAUAGAUUCAUCAGCUCAAUAGCAAGAAGUAGUUCUAAACGAGCUAAUUACUCCGAGAAGUCUGUUUCAAAUGUCUAUACAAACAACUGCAGAUUCGAGGAUGAUUCAAUCCAUCUUCCAAGUUGUGCUUGUUAGUCUUCUAGUUCUAGGAUCCGUGAGAUGGAUACUUGAUGAACUCAAGAGCAAAGAAAGUCGAAUAUCCAAACUAUAUGGUUUCAGACAGAAAGAGGCAGUGUUUGUCACUAAAGAGGAUCAGCUUGAUGAGAGCUGCAAUGUCUUUGAAGGACAAUGGGUUUGGGACAAUGUCUCUUAUCCUCUUUAUACAGAGAAGAGCUGUCCUUAUUUAGUCAAACAAACAACAUGUCAACGAAAUGGACGGCCUGAUUCUUAUUACCAGAACUGGAGAUGGAAACCGAGCUCAUGCGACUUGCCAAGGUUCAAUGCUCUGAAACUGUUGGACGUGUUGAGAAACAAAAGACUAAUGUUCAUAGGAGACUCAGUGCAGAGAAGCACGUUCGAGUCAAUGGUCUGUAUGGUGCAAUCAGUAAUUCCUGAGAAGAAGAAGUCCUUCCAUAGGAUUCCUCCUAUGAAGAUCUUCAAAGCUGAGGAAUACAAUGCAUCCAUCGAGUAUUACUGGGCACCUUUCAUCGUGGAAUCGAUUUCAGAUCAUGCAACUAAUCAUACAGUACACAAAAGGUUGGUUAAGCUCGACGCCAUUGAAAAACAUAGCAAGAGCUGGGAAGGGGUUGAUGUUCUAGUCUUUGAGAGCUAUGUAUGGUGGAUGCAUCAACCUAAGAUCAAUGCAACGUAUGGAGAUACCAGUGAAGUCCGAGAGUAUAAUGUGACGACUGCUUAUAAAAUGGCGUUAGAAACAUGGGCCAAGUGGUUUAAGACGAAGAUCAAUUCCGAGAAGCAAAAAGUUUUCUUCACGAGUAUGUCUCCGACUCAUCUAUGGAGCUGGGAGUGGAAUCCAGGGAGCGAUGGAACCUGUUAUGAUGAGUUAUAUCCAAUAGACAAAAGAUCAUAUUGGGGUACAGGAUCAAAUCAAGAAAUCAUGAAGAUUGUUGGUGAUGUUCUAAGCAGAGUUGGAGAAAAUGUCACGUUCCUGAACAUUACGCAACUGUCGGAAUACAGGAAAGAUGGACAUACGACUGUGUAUGGAGAACGGAGAGGGAAGCUCUUGACAAAGGAACAGAGAGCUGAUCCGAAAAACUAUGGAGAUUGCAUCCACUGGUGUUUGCCAGGAGUUCCUGAUACAUGGAAUGAGAUUCUCUAUGCAUAUUUGCUUCGCAGUCACCGCAAUUUCUUCUGAUCCCUUCUUGGGGAGUGUUAAGCUCAAGUUUCUUAAGUUUUAUCAACAAUGGGUUUCAUUUUGUAGCAGAUAUGAGUGCAAGAAAAGAUAGGAUAAUUUUUUUGGUUUAUUC